Molecule: messenger RNA, 2852 nt
Organism: Daucus carota subsp. sativus
Lineage: Eukaryota; Viridiplantae; Streptophyta; Magnoliopsida; Apiales; Apiaceae
Exons: 2
Coding region: 1340-2725 (461 amino acids)
Source: RefSeq, a predicted model, not a curated record
GCCUAAUUUGAAUAUUCCGGACACUUUUCGUGUUUUGACUUUUUCGAUCCGGAGUACGGUUUUCCCCAGAGUCGGUCCGGCGGAGUUUUUCGGGUAUUUUAAUUGUUGAUAAUUAUCCAGUUUGUCUCGAUAAACGUGAAACAAGAUAUUUUGAUUAUUAUAUUCAUCCUUAUCUUGUAAUAAUUGCAAUGGGACCCGCAGACCAAUAAUUGAGUUAAAAAGCCCCGUUUUGAUGAUUAUCUCGAAAACCAGUACCGAUUGGACCCCGCUUUAUUAAUAUAAAGCUAUUAAAUACGUAUUUUCAUGUCAUAUACGAUAAAAAGGGGUACCAGUUAUUUGUAAAUAUAAAUAGACCUUUCUAGAGCUUAUUUUCACCCGUAAAAUCAUUUCACCAGUUUCUCUGCACGAAUACCGAGAGAAACCGAGCAGUGUUCUUCGUGUUCUUCAUAAUCAAACGAGGAUUUGAAGGUGUUAUUGGAGUCAGAAUCAAGCGUGCAAAUAGUCAAAUCGAAGAUAUUGAAGAGUAGAACCCAAAUCAAUCAUCAAAAACAACAUGAGAUUCACAGAAAGGCUUAAAGAUGAGAUGAUUGAUUGAGAUUGUGAAUAAGGCUAAUGCUAGGCGAGGAGACAGAGUUGAGGAUCCAGUGGUCGAGGAGUGUUCAGGAAAGUUGAUGAGGUUGGUGCAAGCUAGAGCUGUGCUAUAGGGAUUCAAGUGUAAGUCAUAGCUGGAAUAGUUGACAGCGAUUCGUCUUAUCGAAGAUGAUCUGAUUUGGUAAGAGAUGUUGUGUAAUAGUUAGUGGAUUCUAAUUUCAAUACUGUAACCUGGAUGCGAUCCUGUUGUUUUAGGGGGUUAAAAUGUUCUCAUUCAAAUCUUUUAUUAAAUGUUUUCAGGUUUUGAAUUCUUUUGGAUUUUUAUUAUCUUUUAAAAAAAAAUACAGGUUUUCAAAGUGUUUAAAAAAAAAAAAUGGUUUUUGUGUGGUGACGUCAGAAUCCAGACCCCCGGAUUCUCGGGACGUCACAGUAAUGACCCGGACGGAUGGAUACUACGGGUGGAGCGGUAUUUUGCUUUUUACCGACUCUCGGAGGAGGAGAUGUUAGAGGCGGUAGAUGUGGCGUUGGAUGGGGAUGCUCUGAGAUGGUAUCAGUGGGAGAACAAACGACAUCCCAUCCGGCGAUGGGUAGAUCUGAAAGGGUUUCUCCUCAGACAGUUCAGGCCGGUGAAUGGGGGCUCACUUUACGAGCAAUGGCUGGCCACCGUGCAGCUCACAACGGUGAAUGACUAUCGGCGUCGUUUCAUAGAAACGGCUGCCCCCUGGAUAGUGUGUCCGAAGAAAUUCUCAUGGGGCAUUUUAUCAAUGGUCUUAAAGAGGAGAUUACGGCAGAAGUCAGGCUGUUGCACCCAGUCAGCUUAGAACAUGCUAUGGAGACGGCUGUCCGUGUCGAAGAAAAACACAGGGUUACAAGGGCACCCAAGCUCAACCUGAGCACAAUUAAGACUGGGUCCUUUACCUACAGUAAAGGCACUUCAGUGCAAGCUCCAUAUUCAAUUGUGCCACCGAGCAGCCCUAUGCCAUCCCGCACUUGGAGUUCAGCAGCGUCACAAACUUCAGUCCAAUCUCCCACUUCACCAGCCACGAAGACAGUAGGCGAGGUGCGCCGUCUUACGGACAAGGAGUUGCAGGAGAAGAGAGCAAAGGGCCUGUGUUAUCGUUGCGACGACAAAUGGGUACAAGGCCAUAGGUGCAAGCGCAAAGAAUUGAGUGUCAUGUUAAUCGAUGAGGAGGAAGAUGCUGAAAUUGAGGCUGGGGAGGCUGUGAACAACCCUGUUGAGGAAUUUCCAGCAGAGGUGUCAUUGAAUUCUGUGGUGGGAUUGUCUAACCCGAAGACAAUGAAAGUGAAGGGGCUGAUUGGAGACAUGAUGGUAGUGGUCAUGAUUGACCCAGGAGCUACCCAUAAUUUUAUUAGUAAAAAUGCUGUGAAGACAGGAGGUGUUGUGGUGACGCCUUCGGGCUCUUUUGGAGUGUCCUUGGGGAAUGGGGAGGCCAUUAAAGGAGAUGGCGUUUGUAAGGAUGUAAGGUUGCAAUUGGAUGGGGGAAUUGAGCUGCUCGAAGAUUUUUUGCCACUUGAAUUGGGUAGUUCCGACGUCAUUCUGGGUAUUCAAUGGUUGGAAAAGUUGGGGAUGGUUACAACCAAUUGGAAGACGCAGGUUAUGAAGUUUGAAUUAGGGGGAGAACUCGUCACCUUGAUAGGAGAUCAGACCCUGGUGCAUUCUCAGGUGUCGCUAAAGGCUAUGUUGAAGGCGCUGCGGAAACAGGGGCAAGAAUAUUGGGUGGAGUGUAAUCGUCUAGAACAGAUUAAUGGACAAGGAGAAGGCGUGAACAGCGGGGUUCCUAGCUUUUUGCAACCAGUUGUUCAGCUCCACUCGCGAGUCUUUGAUACACCAGUGGGGUUGCCUCCGAGCAGAGGUCAUGAGCACGCUAUUAAUAUGAAGGAGGGUAGUAGUCCAGUGAGCAUGAGGCCAUACAGAUAUCCCUACUGCCAGAAAGACGAAAUAGAAAGGUUAAUUGCUGAAAUGUUAGCCGCGGGGAUCAUUAAACCAUCUACAAGUCCCUAUUCAAGCCCCGUGUUAUUAGUAAAGAAAAAAGAUGGGUCAUGUCCGCGCCUUAAACAAGGACACCGUACCGGACAAGUACCCCAUUCCGGUUAUCGACGAGUUGCUAGAUGAAUUGAGUGGUGCAGUUUGCUUUUCGAAGUUGGAUCUCAAGGCAGGUUAUCACCAAAUUCUGGUAAGGCCCGAAGAUACACACAAGACCGCAUUUCGCACACAUGAUGGCCACUAUGAAUUCCUUGUC